Syngnathus acus (greater pipefish) is the source of this 2595-nucleotide messenger RNA. RefSeq names its product gamma-aminobutyric acid type A receptor subunit rho3a (gene gabrr3a). Gene Ontology annotation, biological process: nervous system process; regulation of membrane potential; chemical synaptic transmission. Gene Ontology annotation, molecular function: extracellular ligand-gated monoatomic ion channel activity; GABA-A receptor activity; neurotransmitter receptor activity. Lineage: Eukaryota; Metazoa; Chordata; Actinopteri; Syngnathiformes; Syngnathidae. The transcript has 10 exons. Bases 1100 to 2359 code for a protein of 419 amino acids. The record is from RefSeq and is a predicted model, not a curated record. Gene Ontology annotation, cellular component: synapse; neuron projection; GABA-A receptor complex.
ACAUUGGUCUCUGGAAGUACACGAGUGUGAUUUACAGAAUUACAGCACUAGAAUCAGAAAUGGAUUCAGUCUGAAUCGUUGGACAAAUAGACAUUGGACAUCUAUUGAAAAUAUUUUUGCUCAUUAUCAAUCUGAGUUAUAGCCAAUUACCUUCUGAGAUGAUGAUGAAAAAUCCUCCAAUGAGAAUGAGCGUCAGCAAUAUAGGUCCUGUUCCUGCCAUAUCUUGAAGUGAUCUGGAUGGUUGUGUGAGAACAAUCGCUGGCUGGUGUGCAUUGAGUCGCAUCAACGCGAUUCUACUUUACAUCCUCGGCAACACGAAUGAAACACAGACUAAUUAACUAAGCAGGUGAAUGUUUAACUAUGUGAAUGCUCCAUCACGCAACACCUCUGCCUUCCAAAUGAGUUCCCAUUAAUUUACAUACUUGCACAGUGUAACGCGAGAUCAUAUCAGCAACUUUGAACAUCAAUUCAAGUUCAGUGAAUUCAAACCAAACAAAUCAAGUCAACUUACGAUAUAAUAAAACGUCACAACAAAUACAUAAAGUAUUCAAAAUGAACUCUGCAGUUUAUCCAAAAAGUCUACACACCCCUGUUCAAAUGUUUUUGCGAUUACAAUAAUGAGACCACAUGGAAUCAUUUCAGAACAUAAUAAUGUGACCUUUCCUCUGUAAAACAAUUUUAAUAUUUUUUUGAGAGGGGACAUAUUUAUAACUAAAAUAAUGUGGUUGCAAAAGUGUGCACACCCUGUGAUCCGAAUUGACCAAUCAUAUUCAAACAUGUGGGAUGGGGUCAGUAUACACCUGCCACCAUUUAAAGUGCUUUUGAUAAACCCCAAAUGUUAGAGUAGGAUUUUUUUUUUUUUUUUUGGAGAAUUCAGGCUGAGUCACGCAAGUGCGAGGUUUGCAGAGGUGGACUAAACAUAUGCUGACAUGUGCCCUCUGCGUGGGAUCAUUCAUUGCCAACCACCCCGACCGACAGAGGGAAGAUCCCAUUGUGUGUAAAACUCAACAGCAACCACUUCUCCAGCAAGAGGAGACACAAGGAGCUCGAACUCGGAGACGUCAACAAACAAAAACAUGGCGGACGAGUGGAUCUCAAGAUGAAAAAGCUCGACAGCACAAAGUCUUUGCUAAUUAAAUCAGAACAGCUGCUUCGAAUCGAGGACCACGACUUUGCAAUGCGGCCGGGCUUCGGAGGUUCCGCCAUCCCCGUUGGCAUUGACGUCCAAGUCGAGAGCGUUGACAGCAUAAGUGAAGUAAACAUGGACUUCACCAUGACUCUGUACCUGAGGCAUUACUGGCAGGACGACCGACUGGCCUUCCCCUCCAGCAACAACAAGAGUCGAACCUUCGACGCACGUCUCGUGAAGAAGAUCUGGGUACCUGACGUGUUCUUCGUCCACUCCAAGCGCUCUUUCAUCCAUGACACAACCAUGGAGAAUAUCAUGCUGAGGGUUUUUCCUGAUGGCAACAUCCUCUACAGUGUCCGGAUAACUGUGACGGCACUUUGCUCAAUGGACUUCAGCAGCUUCCCUCUGGACACGCAAAACUGCUCUCUAGAGCUGGAAAGCUAUGCUUACAAUGAGAACGACCUCAUGCUCUAUUGGAAAAAUGGGAACGAUUCAUUAAGGACUGAUGAGAUUGUGCUCUCUCAGUUUUUUGUUGAAGACUUCCAGCCUUCCUUUGGGCUUGCCUUCUACAGCAGUACUGGUUGGUACAAUCGUCUCUACAUUAAUUUCCUUCUCAGGAGGCACAUCUUCUUCUUCAUGCUGCAGACGUAUUUUCCCACCAUGCUGAUGGUGAUGUUGUCCUGGGUGUCUUUUUGGAUUGACAGGAGGGCCGUGCCCGCCCGUGUCUCCUUGGGCAUCACCACCGUGUUGACCAUGUCCACCAUCAUCACCGGAGUGUCCUCCUCAAUGCCUCAGGUGUCUUACGUGAAAGCAGUGGACAUCUACUUGUGGUCCAGCUUCCUCUUUGUCUUUCUUUCCGUCAUCGAGUACGCGGCCGUCAACUAUUUCACCACAGUUGAGGAGAUGAAGAAGCUGAAGAGGGCACAGAUCCCAGCGUCCUACGACGCCACACAGGCAAUGGCUUUUGACGGCUGUUUCCAUGACAACGAUAUUGACCUGACUUCUUUCCCCGAGGCUUCCAGCACACCAAACACGGAGAGGAACACACAGUCACGAAACUCCACCGUGUCGGCUCCCACAGAGGGCACCAGGCUACGCCGCAGGAACCCUUUAAAACACAAUCUCAGUUUUAUAAUGAGCAACAGCUACAUGAUUGACUCCUACUCCAGAGUUUUAUUCCCUCUGGCCUACCUGCUCUUCAAUAUCAUUUACUGGAGUUUGUAUGCAUAGCAUACUUUCCUUGCAGAAAAAUAUGAAACUUUUUUUUUUAAGAUUCUCAUCACACAUUCCAAAAAGAUUUAAAUACAGUGACUCUGUCUGUUGUAAAAUUGUCUUUUCUUGCUUUACAGAGCCUUUGUAUCAGAUGAUUAUUUCACACUUGGGAUUGUAUUGUAUUGCUACGGAGUAAAAGGCAUAUUUAUUGUCUAAUAUCUGUUAAAAAAUAAAUAAACAUGUAGUGUUGUCAA